This is a messenger RNA of Physcomitrium patens, 3376 nucleotides long. RefSeq lists its product as uncharacterized. Gene Ontology annotation, molecular function: metal ion binding. Gene Ontology annotation, biological process: DNA recombination; DNA repair. The record is from RefSeq and is a predicted model, not a curated record. NCBI's taxonomy places the organism in Eukaryota, Viridiplantae, Streptophyta, Bryopsida, Funariales, Funariaceae.
UGCAGGAAUCCCUUCUUUACUUAUCAGAGAUCGCACCACACCACAGCAUCUGUUAAGCCGUGUUUCCAUCACAUGUAGUUAGUUACGUGACCUUAAUUAGGUUUUACAACACCCUGUAUCAAUUGUGAUUUGUGAGCGUAGGUAGAGCUUCUGCUGCGAGGGUGAUCGUUCGGGUGGAGCUUGAGAGGUUUUGUGAUUUGAUUUUAUUGUUUUCGUGGCCACAAAGGUUUGACGCGCUAUUCCCUGGACGAUCGUUGCAUGGUGCAUUGGUGUGAGUUUUUGCGAAGGAGGAGUUGAAGUCGUAAGCUGAUGGCAAGUCGGUGAAGGGCAAGUCGCUAGUGGCAAGAAUAAUGGCGUUUCACACGGCUUGCCUGUUUACGUGUCGAAAAAUAUGUUACUGCACUUUGGGGACGCCGGCGCCGCUGCGGGCACAGAGCGGUCAGAAUGAGUUUCUGCGAAGAACAGCAGCCCUGCAGAAGCUUGUCUCAAAUCCUCGUCUUAUGCUUGGCGGAGGUCCGGAGUACGUUGAAAUUACGGUUCCACCCUUGCCCAACCAACCUAAGAAGAACUUAGAGGAGCCAACGAUUGAGCAACUUGAUGAUAGUGGGGAUGAUGGCGUAACUAAACGCGCUGGCACUCGUAGAAAGGCGACAUUUUCCAUAGUUGGUCCGGCAGACUCUUCUAUAAAAGGCAGCCACAGUAAGAAGCUUGAAGCUGCUAAGUAUGCAUCGCGACAGCAUGCAUCUAGAGAGGCAUCAGCCAAUGGUUGGGCGGACCGAGAACGGGCUGGAAUGCCAGUACGUGGUGGCUCAGAUGAAGAAUUCAAUGAGGAGGGGCAUUUCGAGUCAUUGUUCCCACAGGUUGUGUGUGGACUUUGCGGUUGUGGUGAAGCUAUUGGCAGUGAUAAGGCAGGGCGCAUGUUAUCAUGCCAGGCAUGUAGGAAACAAUAUCACCGCAAAUGCACUAAGUAUUGGGCUGAACAUAGGGAUCUAUUCAACUGGGCUUCAUGGAUGUGUGGUUCCUGUCGCGUCUGUGAGGUUUGUUUGCGAUCAGGAGACUCAAACAAGUUAAUGUUCUGUAAGAGAUGUGAUCAUGCAUACCAUUCCAGUUGCUUGCACCCUCCUCUCAAGCAUGUCCCAAAAGGGCCCUUUGUUUGCCCCAAACAUGUCCGAUGCACAAGUUGCAACACCACCGUGCCUGGAGGCGGCGUGAGUUCUAAGUGGUUCUUGUCUUAUUCCUUAUGCGAUGCAUGUGGAAGACUCUUUACAAGAGGAAAAUAUUGCCCGAUUUGCUUAAAGGUUUACCGGGAUUCAGAACCAGCACCUAUGGUCUGUUGUGAUGUUUGUGAACAUUGGGUACACUGUGAGUGUGAUGGGAUCAGUGAUGAAAAGUACCAAGAAUUUCAAGUGAAUUCUCAACUUCGUUACAAAUGUGCUUCUUGUCGGGGUGAAUGUUACAAGGUCGCAGAUUUAGACGAUGCUGCAGUAGAGAUUUGGAGAAGAAAGGAUAUCAGAGAUGCUACACAAAUAGCAGAAAUUCGAGCUGCUGCAGGUUUACCGUCUCCAGAGGAAAUAUUGAAGGCUUAUCCAUCUUCUGACGAAGAGGAUCGUGAGCGUGAUAGUAGUGAAGUAGAAGAAGCUUCGAAAAGAUCAGCCAAGAAGAAAGUAAAGAAGGCGCCACUUGGAACUGAGAGUCUGACUAAGAACAAUAAAACGCCAAAAAGGGCAGCAAUCAAAGAUGGCUCAAAACCCAAGAGUACACCAAGUAAAGUGGAUGGAGUGUCUGACAAACCGAUCCUUACUCUGUCAGCUGUAGAUUCAAAAAAAACCACUAUCCUCACGAAGAAGUUCAAGAAGGGUUCCACUAGUGGAGAUGGACUAGAGAAGACACUCCCAAACAAAGAUCUUGUGUCCACCUUAAGUGCUGAGGACAAGGACGCAGAUGAGAUGAAGAAAAUGGUUCCUCCCCCUGAUGUUCACAUUGGGUUGGAGUCUCUCAAAGAUAAGAAGAGGAAGAGCGACAGUUCAAAGGAGAAAAGCUCCUCCACCAAAAGGAGACGGAGUUCAAAAGCUGGUGAUCUGGACAGUGCCAAGAAUCUUACUAUACAGGAUGAUUCAGGGAAGGCUAAGAAGGUGAAAAUAUCAAAUGGUCAAGAGGUCGCUGGUAGAGAAGAUAAAAGCGAAGUUCCAACUACUAGCACCGAGAUACCUUUGGCGCAAGAAGGUUUUCAUGUAUUUAAUGGCAAGAGUACAAGAGAACGCGCAUCUAUCAAAGUGGCAAGGAUAGAGGCCGACCUCGAUUCAAAGUUGGCAAGGAUUGAAGAAGCAGCCAGCAGGCUGGAGCCUCAACUUGAAGUUGGUGCUACAGAUAACUCUGAGGAUGCUCAAGAGUCUCAACCAGGCCAAUGUAGUUCUCCAUUGCAUUGGGUUGGACACUCUGAUAGUGUCCGGAGGCGGCGUAUACCAAGCUCUAAAUAUCGUGAUAUGGACACUAGUGCGUGGCGUCAUGGACGCAUGAAUAAGGAUCUUUCCUCUGCACAAAAUCCUGUACCAGAGAUUGCUCAAACUUCUAACAAAGUGCAAACUUCUGAAGAUUUUCAAACAGUGCACCAAGAAAAGUCACGUGAUGUAGAAGACAAUAUUGAUAAUGAUGAUCUUUCAGAGGCUCCUCGAAAGCGACUUAAAGUGACGGAUUUACCAGAGAAGAAGUCAGAAGGUUUGCUCUUGCAUAGCUCUCCAGGAAGUGAUAGUCCCGUUACAAGGCGUUUACGAUUAAAAAUUAAGAAACAACCUGCUAGGGAGGUUGUCAUACCUACAACAAGCAAAGAUAACAAGGCAAGUGAACAUGAUGGAGAGUUAGCAAUAAAGGCCCAUCAGACUUCGAAGAAAAAGCGCACUGCAACACCACAAAGAAAUGCCGAAGGUUCCACACAAAGGCGACUUGCGAUUGGAGAUGCCACCGAUGACGACAGUUGGAUUUUACAACGUCUAGGCACAGAUGCAAUUUCAAAGCGUGUUGAAGUUUUUUGGCCCAUUGACAAUAUUUGGUACAAAGGUACCAUAGUGGCUGUAUUUUCUACACAAUUCUGUGUGGACUAUGAUGAUGGUGAUCAAGAAACUCUUGAAUUCGGCAAAGAGAAAGUUCGGUUGCUCUCCACUACUAAAAAAAUAGCUAGUUAGGUUUGUCUUAGUUUUUGGAUAGACCCCAUUGAUACAAAACUUUAGAGUAGCUGCAUAAAAUAAAUUUGUUUGCAAAUGACUUUUAAGAUUUUGUUGUAAGAUUGGGAGCUUGCUAAUUGGGAACACUUGGUUUUCUAUCAUUGACAAUGCAAAUAUAUCUUAACUAAUUGUUAAAACUCAAAAUAUUUCUAAUCCCA